Molecule: messenger RNA, 1916 nt
Organism: Mercurialis annua (annual mercury)
Lineage: Eukaryota; Viridiplantae; Streptophyta; Magnoliopsida; Malpighiales; Euphorbiaceae
Product: aspartic proteinase 36-like
Exons: 10
Coding region: 363-1820 (485 amino acids)
Biological process (GO): proteolysis
Molecular function (GO): aspartic-type endopeptidase activity
Source: RefSeq, a predicted model, not a curated record
AAACAAAGUUAACACAUCAGGAAGCCUGCAAUGUGCAGACAUGAAAACAUGAAAACAAUCGAAAACUUAAACUAAGUGAUUCAGUAGAAUCUAAAAUUGGAUAAAAUUCAAUCCUUUCCACCCAAUCAAACCUCAACCAAAUCAAACCCACCCCUCAAAGAAACCCAAACUAAACUCUUACACUACCAAUAUAUACAGCGACAACGUGUCAUUCGCCGUUAAAAACGCGCACUUUUCUUUCCUUUUCCCGUCUCUUCCCCUCAUUUUCUCAGGAAAAAACCGCCCAUCACCACCGCCACCUGUAUAACGUGAAAACUUAUUUACUUUUUGAACACGGCAGCCUUGGGAUUCGGUGGUGGGGAAUGGAUCUGAUUAUGAGAUUACUCACGGCGGUAACAUUGGCGGUCUUCGUUGAUUUGGGUUUUAUUGUUUGUUUUUCUAAUGGGAAUUUUGUGUUUAAUGUAAAACAUAAAUUUGCUGGUCAAGAGCUGAGUUUAAGUGCUUUAAAACGACAUGACGCUCAUCGUCACCGGAGAAUUCUCGCCGCCGUUGAUAUUAAUUUAGGCGGCAAUGGUCAUCCUGCUGAAGCUGGCCUAUACUUUGGUAAAAUCGGGCUUGGAAACCCACCAAAGGAUUACUUUGUUCAAGUCGAUACCGGAAGUGAUAUUCUUUGGGUGAAUUGUGCCAAUUGCGAUAAGUGUCCUACGAAAAGCGACCUUGGUGUAAAAUUGACACUAUAUGAUCCAAAAAGUUCUUCUUCUGCUACACGGAUUUACUGUGAUGAUGACUUUUGUGCUGCCACUUACAACGGUGUACUUCAGGGUUGCACUAAGAACUUCCCCUGUCAAUACAAUGUUGUUUAUGGCGAUGGAAGCUCAACAGCUGGAUUCUUUGUCAAGGACAAUCUACAAUUUGACCGAGUAACUGGAAAUCUUCAAACUUCUAAAGGGAAUGGAAGUGUUAUAUUUGGGUGUGGCGCUAAACAAUCUGGGGAGUUGGGUACAUCCAGUGAAGCACUGGAUGGAAUACUUGGAUUUGGGCAAGCAAACUCGUCCAUGAUCUCACAACUUGCUAACGCUGGAAAGGUUAAAAGAAUGUUUGCACAUUGCCUGGAUAAUAAAAAUGGAGGUGGAAUAUUUGCCAUUGGAGAAGUGGUCUCACCAAAAGUUAAUACAACUCCAAUGGUACCAAAUCAGCCACAUUACAAUGUAGUUAUGAAGGAAAUAGAGGUGGGCGGUAAUGUAUUGGAACUUCCAACAGAUACAUUUGAUACUGGAGAUCGGAGAGGAACAAUAAUUGACAGUGGUACUACCCUGGCAUAUCUCCCAGACGUGGUUUACGAGUCAAUGAUGUCUAAGAUUAUUGCUCAGCAACCUGGGUUGAAAAUGCAUACUGUUGAGGAGCAGUUCACAUGUUUUCAGUUCACUGAAAAUGUUGAUGAAGGAUUUCCUGUUGUCAAGUUUUAUUUUGAAGAAUCUCUUAGUUUGACGGUUAAUCCUCAUGAGUAUUUAUUUCAAAUUCGUGAUGAUGUUUGGUGUUUCGGUUGGCAAAAUAGUGGCGUGCAAUCUAAAGAUGGCAAGGAUAUGACUCUUUUGGGAGAUUUGGUGUUAUCAAAUAAGCUUGUGUUAUAUGAUCUCGAAAAUCAAGCCAUCGGAUGGACAGAAUACAACUGCUCGUCGAGCAUCAAAGUGAGGGACGAUACUUCGGGUUCAGUGUAUUCUGUGGGAGCUCACAAUCUUUCAUCAGCUUCCAAAUUGAUAAGUGGGAAAAUUACUCCAAUUUUGUUGUUAGUAUUUGUUUUAUUCUAUAGAUUUUCAUGAUCUGCUGAUAGUGCUAUAACCUUAAUUGAUUUCAUUUCAUCUGUACCAUAAUAUAAUCAAAAGUCUGAUUGGUAUAGUUUUAAUUCUUGAGCACAA